GAUCGUACCUUCAGGCUGAUGUACCAGACUUCUGUUCAUGGCGUCAAGUCGGUUAGUAUUCGGCCUCGAGGAGUCGACCCAAGCUUCUAGCUUUCUUUCACCAGCGGACGAGGGAAUGACAUCAUGGACCAUUGCUGCUGCGCCAUUACGCCCCUAAAUUUUCAAAGCUCCAUCCAGCUAUAAAAACUCACAGCCUACGAGGAAACCCUCCAACACCCACCAUCAUGACUUCUGCUACUCUCUUAUUUUUCACCCUUCUUUUCGUGCAGUCCGCCUUUGCCCAAAUCGUCACCCGAAGACGACAAUCAAGCGUAGGCCGAGUUAUCGCUGGCGUCGUUGUCGGAUGUGUCGCUCUCAUCGCUCUGACUAUAUUCUGUUGCUUCAUCAUGAUGCGUCGACGUCGUGCAAGUAGGCUGGCUGGUACAAACGCCACCACCGGGGGCUUCUCUGGAGUCGGUGGCAAACCUCUAUUCGGUGGGGGAAACAUCGGAUGGAGUCCAUUUAGGAAACACAACAACACGGGGGCUACUGGAACUGGACCUGGAUAUGGGAAUUCCCAUGGUUUACAGCAUGCAGGUCCCUAUGGUCCAUCCCAGGGAAACCCACAACAAGGGCCUUACGGCCAAGGUCAAUACCCCCCACCUCCCGAUUACAACAGUGGGAAACCUGAAGGUGGCUAUGGUCCGCCCCCUGGACCACCACCAGCUGCGCAUACUGCUGAUGGAGGAAAUAAUCACUUCAUUGGUGGUUUCCGAAAGUGAUCGCUUCCCCUCUAAAAAAUACUUGCUGUAUCUUACGUUCACGAUGUAACCCUACUGGACAGUUCUUUCUUCAUGAUACAAACACGAUUCACCACGAGCUUUGAUCCAUAAUUUAGGUUUACCUUAGAAAUAUAUCCAAGUAAUUCUU
Molecule: messenger RNA, 909 nt
Organism: Marasmius oreades (fairy-ring Marasmius)
Lineage: Eukaryota; Fungi; Basidiomycota; Agaricomycetes; Agaricales; Marasmiaceae
Exons: 4
Coding region: 225-761 (178 amino acids)
Source: RefSeq, a predicted model, not a curated record